Molecule: messenger RNA, 621 nt
Organism: Symbiodinium necroappetens
Lineage: Eukaryota; Dinophyceae; Suessiales; Symbiodiniaceae
Source: the annotation of a GenBank genome assembly
GCUCGAAGAUGGGAGUGGGCCGUGGCAGCCUUGCAGCGCGCAGCAGUGGCUUCCCUCGUACCGGAUGUUGCCACCGCAGCCGUGGAUUCUCGCAAGAGCAGCCUCCUUUGCGUGCCCAUGAUGGCGAUUCGCCUAGCGGCCAGACCCUCGCCGGCAGAGCAGCAGGCGACCUUGCACUCCUCGGUGCGGCCUCGCCGACAAGCUCCCCGCCAAUUUACAAUGCCACCCAAGCCUUUGUUGGAAGGUGGUCUGGCACUUCUGGGCUCCGCCAGCGCCUUCGUCGCCGCUCCACAGGAGGCCAGCGCACCGAGCCUGCGGGGCACUUCCCUGGUGCAGUCUCAGGCCCAGGCGGCGGCUUCGGGAAGCUCUCUCUCCGCUCUCGCCGCCGGUGGCGCGGUUGCCGCGGCAGCAGUGGCUGCCAGUCGCCCAGGACGCCAAACACGCAGCACCAUCCUCCCUACAACCGUGGUGCCAGUGAAGGAGAGCCGGGUGACACGCAAGGCAUUGGACCAGUCCAGCCGAUACGCAGACCUGUCCCUGGAUGAGGCCACGCUUAUCAAGAACGGCAAGCACGUGCUGGUCGCGUACAUCAUGAAGCCCAAGGCGGGCUACGACUACCUG